GGAGGAAGAGGUAGAGGAGGAAGAGGUAGAGGAGGAAGAGGUAGAGGAGGAAGAGGUAGAGGAGGAAGAGGUAGAGGAGGAAGAGGUAGAGGAGGAAGAGAGUGAGGAGGAGGGAGAGGUAGGGGAGAAACAGGAAGAGGAGCAAGUAGGGGAGGAAGAGGUAGGGGAGGAAGAGGAGGGAGAGAAACAGCAGGAGAGUGCUGAGGACUUAGUCCAAGAGCUCUCAGCUACCGGGUCAGAACAGGGCAAAGCGUUCUCAGCUACCGGGUCAGAACAGGGGGAAAAGAGAGAUGGUGAAGACCAGAAAGCAGAUGCUUCAUAUGUUGAUGAGGAGGAGCAUGAUUUCCCAGAGGGCCAUGAGAACCAUAUCACUUUGGGUGCCCUAGAGCAGGAUUCAUCAGCUGAUGGCCAAGAUAACCAGUCAAUAGAUGAGCCCAAGAGAAGGUCCAAGAGAAAGCCCUCAGGAUGUGAUCAGACACCUGGUAGAGUGAUCUACGUCAAAAACCUUCCCAGAGGCUGCUAUACAGAUAGUGACUUCCUGAAGAUUGUUAAAGGCUUCGGGAGAGUGCAUCGCUAUUACCUCCAUCGCAAUGGUGAAGAAGGCUUCAUUGAGAUGGAGAGGUCUUCUGAUGUGACAAAGGCUUUAAGAGAGCUGCGUUAUGAUAGCUGUAAAUUAUACGGCCAGAGGGUGAUCGUCCUGCGGUCUCAGAAAUACAAAAGACUAACAACAGGGUGGAAACCUGAAUCAGACUAUGAUUCUAAAAGUGAUCAGAAGAAAGAUCACAGGAAUAGUAGAAGCAGCAGCAGGAUAAGGAGACGGAUCAGCAGUCACUCAAAGUCAGCAGCUAAGGACAAGGAGACGAAAGAGGAGGACGAGGAGACGAAAGAGGAGGACGAGGAGACGAAAGAGGAGGACGAGGAGACGAAAGAGGAGGACGAGGAGACGGCACGACAAGUACACUCCGAACAGCGUAGUAAACAAUCGUCUGAUCCAGCCAAACACUUUCACAUGGACAGAGGAGCGUCUAAAUUGAAUACUGACAAAUUCUCCAACAGUGAAGACCAAAACAAUGCCCCUGUCUCUGCUGCUGAGGAUGAGAAGCGGGCCGGUAGCACCGAGGACAAUGUAGAAACCAAGAUGGAGGAUAAUGUGGAAAGAGGACCAGAUUACGUGAAGACUGGUAUGGAGUCAUCAUUCCAGCCCAACAACCCAGUGGGAAGGGAAUUCAUUACACCUGUCAUGGGCUAUUUCUGCAACCUGUGUCAAGUAGUCUAUGUCAAUGAGGACGAAGCAAAGAACCAACACUGCAGCAGCCUCCGUCACUAUCUGAAGUUUAUGGAACAUUCAGCUAAAGACACAGCCUCUAGCUAAAAGAUGUCCAUCUCUGGAGGAAGUUGACAAGAUGACAGUCUUAGACCCAAUUUAACAGGAAGUGUUAACAAGCUCUUCUGGAGGAGUGUGAAGAAUUUGGGAUUUUGCCAUGUCUUAAACGCUCAGAAGAAAGCCACAGGUUUUACCUAAUCCACAAAAGAGGCUCUUUGUGAAACUCAUCCUAGAACAAUAAAUGGGAUUGCAGAUUAUGUUAAUCUGUAUUGGUUUAUUUGAACAAAUGUACAGCACCUACCUAUAUAUAUAUUGUUAUGUUUGUGUUGUAAUAGCUCAGAUCUACUUCCGGUAACUUGGUUUGUUUGUCCUAUGCUUGGAAUUAAAGCUAUUAGAAAACCCUA
Oncorhynchus mykiss (rainbow trout) is the source of this 1728-nucleotide messenger RNA. Lineage: Eukaryota; Metazoa; Chordata; Actinopteri; Salmoniformes; Salmonidae. The record is from RefSeq and is a predicted model, not a curated record.